This is a messenger RNA of Torulaspora globosa, 2880 nucleotides long. RefSeq names its product U5 snRNP GTPase SNU114 (gene SNU114). Gene Ontology annotation, biological process: mRNA splicing, via spliceosome. The record is from RefSeq and is a predicted model, not a curated record. The coding region runs from base 1 to 2880 and encodes 959 amino acids. Gene Ontology annotation, molecular function: U5 snRNA binding; GTP binding; GTPase activity. The transcript has a single exon. Gene Ontology annotation, cellular component: U2-type catalytic step 2 spliceosome; cytosol; U4/U6 x U5 tri-snRNP complex. NCBI's taxonomy places the organism in Eukaryota, Fungi, Ascomycota, Saccharomycetes, Saccharomycetales, Saccharomycetaceae.
AUGAGCGACGAGGAAUUGUAUGAUGAGUUUGGUAACUUGAUCGGGGAAGAGGAAUUGGUGAGGGAAGUCGCUGGAGCUGCCAGAGGCGAUGAGAUUGAAGGAGGGCAUCUUGACAAGCCAGUGGAGCAAGAGCAUGGUACUACUGCUAUGGUGAAGAGCGAUUGGAAGAGAACGUAUGGUGAUGAAGUGGAAGUUCUUGUGGAAACGAGCGACAGACAGGCGACAGACGAGCCUCUGGUUCAGGUGAAAGCUGAGCAUUCAAGAGGUCCCACGUACACUGUUUUCACGCAUUUGCUGAGAAAUGUGCCCAAGACUACUUUUGACAGGGAUUAUAUGCUGGGGAUGUUGGAGGUUCCGGAAAGAAUUAGAAAUGUUGCUGUCAUAGGGUCUUUGAACUCUGGAAAGACGUCGCUUGUGGAUCUUUUCGUCAUGGAGUCUCACAGGAACCUGCCACACAUGACUGCGAACAUUAGAAAGGGAUGGAAGCCACUUCGAUAUCUGGAUAACUCUAGAAUUGAGAUUGAGCGUGGAGUUUCGAUGAAGUUGAAUGGUUUUACUUUCCUUGCGACGGACUUCGACAUGAAAUCAAUUGCCAUCAAUCUUCUGGACGCACCGGGACAUGUAAAUUUCAUGGACCAGAUGGCUGUUGCCCUUGCGGCAGUCGACUGUGCUUUGAUUUGCGUUGAUCUGGUCGAAGGUGUCACUUCUCCGGUGGAAAAGCUAAUCAAAGAAUGCUACAAGAGAUCAGUAACUCCUAUCUUCGUUCUGAAUAAGAUGGACAGGCUGAUACUAGAGCUAAAACUGCCGCCCGUGGACGCCUAUCUCAAGAUCAGACAUGUCGUUCAGCAAAUAAACAGUUUUACUAGGGAAAGAUUCAGCCCAGAACUCGGCAACAUUAUCUUUGCCUCUGCAAAACUCCGGUUCACGUUCACGAUAGAACAGUUCGUAAGAUACCAUUAUUCGUCGCAACUUUCCGAACCACAGAUUGAAAAGUUUGUCUCAGGCCUGUGGGGAAACGUUAGUUUUGAGAAAGGCCAAUUCAGGAAAUUGAGUAUCGAGUCUGCUCAUCACUGCUCGUUUGUUCAAUUCAUUCUUCUUCCACUGUACAAGAUUUUUACACACUCUCUCUCAGGCGACAGGGAGAACUUGCGCCGGACGAUGUCGAAGGCCUAUUCGAUCGAUCUAGAUCCCGAUUGCUUGAAAUAUGAUCCACAGCCACUUUUAAAAGAAGUUCUUACGAAGGUCUUCAGAGACCAGCGCGGCUUGAUCAAAGCUAUAGCUCGCUGUCCCGAUCCUUCUACGGGCUCAAAAGCCAGGCUCCUGAAUAAGUCGCAAGAGAGCUCUUCACUACUGAAGGCGCAUGUGCUGCAAACAAUUGACUAUGGUGGAACUGAGUGGUCAUUAGUAAGAAUAUACUCAGGAAAAGUUACGUCUGGCAUGCGCGUUCGCGUCAUAGAUUCAGCUGAUUCGCAGGCCUGUAUGAGUGACGACGAUAAUCAGAAACAUGUUGACCUCGAAGAUUAUCCAUCCGUAACGAUCGCAGAGAUUGCUUUGCUCGGCGGCAGGUAUCUCCUUCCCGUGUCGCAGGCUACCACAGGGCAAAUUGUGCUUGUUAAAGGUGUAUCUGAAGUAUUUACUAAGUCUGCAACAAUGUUGAAUGAUCAUUUUAGCGACGCUUCUGUUUUUGAACCAAUCGACUAUAUUAACGAGCCUGCGCUCCGUAUUGCAAUACAGCCGUUAAAACCCACUGAACUGCCGAAACUGUUGAGCGGUCUGGCAAAAGUCUCCAGGUACUAUCCUGGGGUUAUUAUCAAAGUUGAAGAAUCUGGUGAGCAGGUUAUACUUGGGUUUGGUGAGCUAUACCUUGAUUCGCUGCUCUACGAUCUUAGAAAUCACUACGCCGGAAUCGAGAUUAAGUUAUCAAAUCCCUUGACGAUCUUUUCUGAGAGCUGCUAUGGAGAAUCCUUUGCUGCUAUCCCUGCCACCACAGUCAAUGGCACCACAGCCCUCAGUAUUGCAGCGGAGCGCAUGGAUACGACUCUUGUUAAAGAUCUAAUGAGAGGUCACAUAGAAGAAUCGGAGAUGAAAGAUCGUAAACUGCUAAGAAAACGUCUACGAGACGAAUAUGGCUGGGACUCCUUGGCGGCCAGGAAUGUUAUGUGUUUUUAUAACAACAAUGUUUUGAUUGAUGAUACAUUACCAGACGAAACGAAUAAGGAGUUAUUGAAAAGUUAUGAAUCGCAAAUAAAGCAGGGAUUUGACUGGGUCACCCGUGAGGGACCUUUGGCAGAAGAACCGAUUCAUGGUGUGCAGUUUAAGAUACUGCAAGCAACAGGAUUAGAGAACAUCGGUAUCGGAGGACAACUCAUUCCUUUAGUGAAAAAGGCGUGCUGCAUAGCUAUGAUGUCAGCCUCACCUGUUCUGUUGGAACCGAUAUAUGAAGUUGAUGUUCUAUUCAAGAGUGCGUUACAACCAAUUGUUGAAGAGCUGUUCAAAAAGCGCAGAGGUGGAAGGAUCUAUAAAUGUGAUAGAAUUGUUGGAACUCCGCUCACUGAAAUUAGAGGACAGAUUCCCGUUAUAGAAUCAAUUGGUUUCGAGACAGACCUGCGAUUGGCAACUCGGGGAGGAAGCAUGUGCCAGCUGCACUUUUGGAACAAAAUUUGGCGUAAAGUACCUGGAGAUGUUUUGGACAAGGAUGCCCCAAUGUUCAAACUGAAACCUGCACCGAUCAAUAGUUUGAGUCGUGAUUUUGUAAUGAAGACCAGACGCAGAAAAGGCAUAUCGAAUGAAGGCUUCAUGUCCAACGACGGUCCUUCUAUCGAGAAGUACGUUGAUGAAGAGACCUUUAAGCAGUUGAAAGAAAAUGGUCUGGUUACGUGA